CCCUGUCCCUCUAUAAAAAGGCAAAGAGUAGCCCAGGAGCCAUCACGGACUCAGAGGAAACAGUCUCUGAGUAACGCUCCUGCAACACCUGGCUGCCAAGCUCAGGAGAGAAGGAUGAAGUUCGCUCUCCAUGCCGCGCUGUCCUUGGGGAUAUUGGUGCUCUGUCUUGCUGACCCUCCAGCCCAAAGUCCCGUCCGAUGGUGCACAAUAUCCGAUCCAGAGCAGAAGAAAUGUGUGGAACUGAAGACGAAAAUGUCCUCAACCCCUUCAUUAGACUGUGUGAAGAAAACAACUUACUCUGACUGCAUAAAAGCCAUUGCGGAGAAUGAAGCAGAUGCCAUUAGUCUGGAUGGUGGCCACAUUUUCGAAGCACACCUUGCCCCGUAUAAUCUGAAGCCUGUUGUGGCUGAGGUCCAUGGCACAGGAAAAGAUGCGGCCACCAGCUACUAUGCUGUGGCCGUGGUGAAGAAAGGAACCGGCUUCACAAUAAGGGAACUUAAAGGGAAGAAAUCCUGCCACACAGGGUUGGACAGGUCUGCUGGCUGGGUCAUUCCCAUUGGGACCCUCUUGUACCAUCAAACCCUAUCCUGGGAUAGAGACACUCCCAUAACCCACGCUGUGGCCCAGUUUUUCUCAGCCAGCUGCGUCCCUGGUGCCCCCGCAAAUGAACCAAAUCUGUGCCGCUUAUGCCUUGGGACAGGUGCUCAGAAAUGUUCCCGUACUGGGCCUUAUUCUGGCUAUUCUGGAGCCUUUCAGUGUCUGAAAGAUGGAGCUGGAGAUGUAGCUUUUGUCAAACACACAACUGUUCUAGAAAAUGACCCAAGUGAGAAAGACAAGUAUGAGCUGCUGUGUGAAGAUGGUUCCCGGAAGCCUGUAGAAAAGUAUCAUGAGUGUCACUGGGCCAAAGUUGCUGCUCAUGCUGUUGUGACUCGAAGCGUUGAUGGCCGGGCUGAUGAGAUCUGGAGCUUCCUCUCUCAGGCGGAGGCAAAGUAUGGCAAGAACUCAAAAGAGAGCUUCAAACUCUUCAGCUCUCCUUAUGGGAAAGAUCUGCUUUUUAAGGAUUCUGCUACCAAUUUUAUCCGUGUCCCUCGACUGAUGGAUGCCCAAUUCUACCUGGGCUACCAGUACUGGGCUGCUAUUCAGAGUCUCAGGCCAGUUGCUCCCCGAGAAACUCCUGUAGCCCCUUUGAAGGUGAAGUGGUGCACAGUAAGUAAGGAUGAAAAGGCCAAGUGUGAUGAAUGGAGUGGAGUGAGCGGAGGCAGCCUGGACUGUGCAGUGGCAGAAACCACAGAGGACUGCAUUGCCAAGAUAACGAAAGGUGAUGCGGAUGCCAUAAGCUUGGAUGGAGGUUAUGUCUACACGGCUGGUACAUGUGGUUUGGUGCCAAUCAUGGGAGAAUACUACGGGGAUGACUUUACACGAUGCCAGAAUGAAGGAGCACCCGGAGAAACUUAUUACGCUGUGGCUGUGGUGAAGAAAUCCAACCCCAGUAUCACCUGGAAGAACCUGCGUGAUAAGAAGUCUUGUCAUACAGCUGUUGGGAGAACUGCUGGCUGGAAUGUCCCCAUGGGCUUGAUUCACAAUGAAACCAGGAGCUGCGACUUUGAUAAGUUCUUCAGUAAAGGCUGUGCUCCUGGAUCUCCACUUACCUCACCACUCUGCGAGUUGUGUGUGGGCUCAGGCAGCAGCCUCCCACCAAAUUACAUAUGUGCCGCCAACAGCAAUGAGAGAUACUACGGAUACAGCGGGGCCUUCCGGUGCCUGGUUGAGAAGGGAGACGUGGCCUUUGUUAAGCACACAAUUGUCAGUGAGAACACCGAUGGACAUAAUAAUGCUGACUGGGCAAAGGGGCUGAGAAGUGACCAAUUCGAGUUGCUGUGCCGGGAUGGAAAUCGCGCCCGUCCUGAAGAAUACAAGAAAUGCCACCUGGCUCUAGUUCCUGGCCAUGCUGUGGUCACACGUCCAGACAGAGCAACUGCUGUCCAUGAGAUGCUGAUAAAGCAACAGGCAUUGUAUGGAAGCCGUGGAUCUAAGAAAGCUACCUUCCAGAUGUUUCAGUCUGAAACCAAGGACCUUUUAUUCAAGGAUUCCACCACGUGCCUGAUUCAACUCUCCAGAGGAACAACCUAUGAGCAGUACCUGGGAAAAGACUACUUUGAUUCUAUCUCUAGUCUCAAUAAGUGCUCACCAUCAGAACUCCUCCAGGUCUGCAGCUUCAGUGACUUGGACUGAUCAGAUUAACGGGAGCGCCUCACAGUGGGAGGAAAAAUCUGAAUGCUUCAUUCCUUGUAGCGUUCUCAGCACUGAACUCUAGCUAGCUGGGGUCCCACUGCUGCUGUCUCUUCCCCCCCUUUAACUCACCAUUGAAGAGGUGCCUAGCCUGUUCUCAUGACGUUUGACUCCCUGCUGUCACCAGAGCAAGAAAUAAAAUCUCAGAGUCUAA
Chrysemys picta bellii (western painted turtle) is the source of this 2443-nucleotide messenger RNA. NCBI's taxonomy places the organism in Eukaryota, Metazoa, Chordata, Testudines, Emydidae. The record is from RefSeq and is a predicted model, not a curated record.